This is a messenger RNA of Sesamum indicum (sesame), 1199 nucleotides long. RefSeq names its product transcription factor TCP11. Gene Ontology annotation, cellular component: nucleus. Lineage: Eukaryota; Viridiplantae; Streptophyta; Magnoliopsida; Lamiales; Pedaliaceae. Gene Ontology annotation, molecular function: DNA-binding transcription factor activity; sequence-specific DNA binding. The record is from RefSeq and is a predicted model, not a curated record.
AAUACCAGACGCUUCAUAAAUAAAUAUUAAGUUGUCAACUGUACAGACAAAAAUAUUUUUGACAGUGUGGGACCCAGAAGCCCAUAGCCAUAGUUUAGGCCCAAAAGCCCACAUACACCUUCCGAGGUACAAAUGUCAGAAGCUUAGCAGGGACUGGCCCACCUAGUUCUUGUUAUAAAACAGCCCACCCACGCUCUCUCAAUUGUACUUUUUCAACUUGUGGGGUCACACACACACACACAGAGCAAGUCUCCUUCUUUACGAUAACCCUAAAACACCCCACAAAUAAAUAAAACUCAACGUCAGUGAAGUUAUGUCUUCUUCCGCUAUGGUUCUUAACGAAAUCUCUGACAACCCUCUCUCUCUUCCACCAAACCUCCGCCAUCUCGCCCUUCCGCCCACCGCCCCUCAUCCCUUCACCAACGCCUCCGCCGCCACCCAGAAUUUAACGCCGAGGGUGGGCUCCAGGAAGCCCGCUGGUGGGUCCUCCCGUAAAGAUCGCCAUUCCAAGGUCAACGGCCGUGGCCGCCGCAUCAGGAUACCGGCGCUCUGCGCUGCCCGCGUCUUCCAGCUGACGCGGGAACUCGGCCAUCGCUCUGAUGGCGAGACGAUUGAGUGGCUCCUUCGCCAGGCCGAGCCCUCAAUUAUAGCCGCUACCGGGACUGGCACCGUCCCGGCGCAAGCCAUCUCCAGUUCCUCCUGCGCCGUCCCGCUUUCCAACCCCUCCGCCACCGUCCAAUCCCCAAUGACCUUAUCUUCGCCCAGCAGCAAUAUUAUGUUGACGGCCGGGCCACCUCCGGAGCCAAACUGCAGACCGAACCUGAGGCAGCAGGAGGCGUCGACGUUGGAGUUUCCUAUGAGCGGGUAUCGGCAUAUGCCGUUUAUGGCGCUGCUAUUGCAACCGGCUAUGGUGGAGGACGAGGUGGACAGUUAUAGCGGAGUGGGAGGAGAUAAUCAGUAGGUACCGGGCUAGAUUAUAACCUAUCUAGCAGGAGUAAUUAGGCUACUCCAAUUAAUUAAAUUGUGUAUGACUAUAAUUAACCUGUCAGGGUUUCAGGGCCUUUUUCUCAUUUAAAAAUGGGGAAAAUUGAAAAUUAAAUUUGGAAUGGGCCCCUUUUGGAAUUUAAGAUAAAUGUCUUCUCAUCUUAUUUUUCAGAAUUGGGAAUUGUGUACUCUGAGCUUAAAUUAAAUGUCAUAUA